GAGUCGCUCUGUGGGUUGAUGUAUCGGUGCUCUAUGUUGGGUCCUGUCUCUCCAUGGCGAUGGAGGCUCUCGAUCUGUUCCGGGCGCUGGGCGCGGGGGCCCGCUUUGAUUGGAAACGCUUCGGGAAGGACGCCGAGAGGCUGCGGGUAAUGAAUUCAAGCAGCACCAUCUUGAGUGAAAAUGUUCCUGACCUUGACUUUUUUAACAGUCACCAUGCUAAAAACUGCAAAGCAGUGGUCAGUGUGUUGAAAAGCAAUGGGGAGGAAAAAGAGUCUACAGCAGACUGCAAGGACGACAUGUGUGUAUCCCCAGGAAAAAGAAAAUUGGAGAUGGGUAGUUCAGAAAAGCAGAAAAGGAACAAAGUGACCAAUGCAAUGUCUGACACUUUUUCCAAUACCAAAGAUGAUGAUGAUGAUGAUGGAAUAAUGUUGAUGUCCUCACUGGGAAGGAAGACCAAGAAUAGUAUUGACAGGAUAGACACGGAGCGCAGUGCUGAGAAACUGGAACAUCAACGACGAGAAAAGAUAAAUCAACUCCGGCGUAAGCAUCGCAUUCAUGUGGAUGGAACAGAUGUUCCUGAACCUGUUGCAACCUUUGAACAGCUCUUACAGGAGUAUAACGUGCACCCAAAAAUUAUUCAGAACAUACAGAAAGCUGGUUUCCAAUCACCCACCCCCAUACAGAUGCAAGCCAUUCCUGUAAUGCUACAUAAUCGUGAAAUCCUGGCCUGUGCCCCAACUGGAUCGGGAAAGACAUUGGCCUUUUGCAUUCCACUUUUGACUUGUCUAAAACAACCAAUGAACAAGGGUUUCAGGGCCCUGAUACUGUCUCCUACUCGUGAGCUUGCCAGCCAGACUCAUCGGGAGCUAGUAAAGCUCUCUGAAGGUAUUGGAUUCAGAAUUCACAUGAUCAACAAAGCAGCUGAGGCUGCCAAAAAGUUUGGUCCCAAGACGUCAAAUAAAUUUGAUAUUUUGGUGACUACUCCAAAUAGACUGAUUUAUUUGUUAAAUCAGGAUCCUCCCGCUCUGGACCUCAGCAGGGUGGAGUGGCUGGUUGUUGAUGAAUCUGAUAAGUUAUUUGAAGAUGGCAAAUCUGGAUUCCGAGAUCAGCUCGCCGCUAUCUUCUUGGCAUGUACAUCUCACAGUGUCCGGCGAGCCAUGUUUAGUGCCACAUUUGCAUUUGAUGUUGAGCAGUGGUGCAAACUGAACUUGGACAACGUGAUAUCUGUGUCGAUUGGUACAAGGAAUACCGCUGUGGAGACAGUGGAGCAAGAGUUACUUUUUGUGGGUACGGAAACUGGAAAACUAGUAGCGAUGAGAGAUCUGGUUAAAAAGGGGUUUUCACCUCCAGUGCUAGUUUUCGUUCAGUCUAUUGAAAGAGCAAAAGAACUCUUUCAUGAGUUGAUCUACGAGGGCAUUAACGUUGAGGUUAUCCAUGCAGAAAGAACACAACAGCAGAGAGAUAAUGUAGUAUGCAGCUUCAGAGCCGGAAAAAUUUGGGUCCUCAUUUGUACAGCGCUCCUGGCUCGUGGUAUUGAUUUUAAAGGAGUGAAUCUAGUCAUUAAUUACGACUUUCCAACUACUGCUGUGGAGUACAUUCAUAGAAUUGGACGGACUGGAAGAGCUGGUCAUCGAGGAAAGUCUAUUACAUUUUUCACAGAAGAUGAUAAGCCACUUUUACGGAGUAUAGCAAACGUUAUCAAACAAGCUGGUUGCCCUGUACCAGACUAUAUGAUGCAAAUAAACAAACUGAAAAGUAAACAAAAGAAAAGGUUGAUCAAAAAUCCAAUCAAACGAGCAGAUAUCAAGACCACACCAAAGUACUUUAUUGAAAAGGCUGCCAGGACGAAAAAAAUGAUACAGAAGAGCAAGAAAAAAGGGAAAUCCCAUGCACGUGUGCCGGCUGCCAAGGCUGAACAGGUUACCACUGAAAGCUAAUGAAGUGCUGCUGGAAGUGUUCAAGAUUGUCUCCUGCAGUUGAGAUGCAGAGCAUCUGAUAGCCCCUUGUACAUCAGAGACUGAUGCUGAACAUUACUAUUGUUUACACUUGCAUUUUUUAAAAUGCUUAUCUGAAUUUUUUUUAAAUUAAGUCUUUAGAAGCAGUGUUUUUGGUGUGAUACUUCAGCUGUGAUCUUUUUAUAUUGUAUGUUUAUGCCUUUAGAAAUAUUCUGUACCUACAUACAGUUGUAUCUUUUGAGGGUGUGAUCUUCACAUACACAGAAUAUGGUCAUUUCUACCUGAAACAGCAUGUUGGCAUUUGAAUACUUCAAAUUGUCUUUCAGAAGGACUGUUUUUGUAUGGAAGUUAUGCUUCAAGCAGAUAUAGUUAGUUAUGACAGUGGAAAUAAAUAUCACUGACAUAAUUUAAAAUAAAUUAAUUUGAGAUUUAAUUUUCAAUUUUUAAAAAAAUCAUGAUUUGUAUAACUACGUCUAGUGU
Messenger RNA from Hemiscyllium ocellatum (epaulette shark), 2435 nucleotides. RefSeq names its product DEAD (Asp-Glu-Ala-Asp) box polypeptide 52 (gene ddx52). NCBI's taxonomy places the organism in Eukaryota, Metazoa, Chordata, Chondrichthyes, Orectolobiformes, Hemiscylliidae. Gene Ontology annotation, molecular function: ATP binding; nucleic acid binding; RNA helicase activity. Bases 54 to 1937 code for a protein of 627 amino acids. Gene Ontology annotation, biological process: maturation of SSU-rRNA. The record is from RefSeq and is a predicted model, not a curated record. Gene Ontology annotation, cellular component: 90S preribosome. The transcript is spliced from 15 exons.